AGUGGGCGGAGUGAUCCGCGCCGAACAACAACAACAACACGCUCUACGCCGGUGACGCAGUCGGUUGCUAGGUGUGAAUGGACUGAUGCUUUGUCUCGGCCAGGCGGCUCCUCAGUUUACAAGUCGACCACAACAAAGCAGCAUCUUCUCCUCUCUGUUUACUUUUCUCUCUCUCUCCUCCUCCCGUCGUUCCGGGUUGCUCGGAGCUAAACAUGGCUCUUUAAGUUCUUUGUUGACGUCGCUGGACACGAAGAGAAGUCGUGCUUUGCUUUAGCAACGCACCCCCAAGUGCACUACAGUUUCCCCGCAAGAAUGGAGUUUCAUUAUGCUCACCCUGCCCUGCUCUCUGUGGCCCAUCUGUCAGACCCCGCUCGCGCUCAGCGUAUGCUCAGACUUGGACUAAGCCAAGGUGUCAACGGGCAAAAUGAUGGCGACGUCAGCUCCUGUUUGGAGGACUCUUCGUGUCUGCCCGGCAGACCCCCUCACUCUCUCUCACCCACAGGCUAGCCACAGCCAAUCACAGGGGCGCAGGGGGGAGGUGUCAGAGGAGAGCCCGCAUUUAAUUGGUGAUGGUCUCACCGACUGGAUGACGGAAGAAGUGGAUUUCUCCUCGUACCUCCCAAAUCCUCCCUCCCCUCCCUCCUCCACCAAUGCCUCCCUUCCCCCUUCACCCCUUCAGAAUGAUAUCCAGGUGCCCUCUGACUUGGAGGUCAUGACCUCUUUGCUGCAGGAGGAACUCGCCCAGCUGGAGGACUACUUCCUGUCUGAGCCCCUGCCCGAGAAAGGGCAGAGGCUGGGAAGAUGCGACAGGGGUCCACUGGCGGCGGGUCCUCAGCCAUUCGGUCAACUGCCAUACGCCUCGUACUCUGCGUCCGCCCAAUCGGAGCCCAACCCACUUCUUGUUACCCUGGCAACCGGAGAGCUGGACCUGCUGAGCAUCUGCGGCGGGUCCAUAGGGCGAUCCAAAAUUCCCAGACAUGCCCCGUACAGCUGCAGCCGCCCCAGUGGGUGCGGUAGGAAAAGAGUCCUGGAGGGCGUGAGGUUCGGCGAAGCCUACGAAAGCGCCGCGUUGGCCUCCAAAGGGAGUAACUCAGGUAACGCUGCUGUGACCCUAGCCGGUAAUUAUGGCUGCGCGGAGGAUGAGCAGCUGGUGGGCAAAAGCUACUGCCUGGGCAACGCCGUCGAGGUCCGACGAUGCGCCGGCUUAUCCAAAGACGAGAAAACCUGCUGCUUCACCCAAGACGCGACGAGCGGCGCCAAGGCCGCCGGCGGCGGAUUUGGCUUCGGCGGAGCCCUGGACGCCGCCCAGAAGAAAGAGGACGUGCUGAUGUACAGCAUGAGGGAGGUCAGCAACGAGGCGCUGGGCGGCGUCAGGACCGGCGCGGAGGUGACGAAGGCCGCCGCCGCGUCGUGGAAGACCGGCGGCGACGACGGCUGCUACAUCCCGGCGGCGCCUCAGUCCGAGGCCUACGCCAGCUUCUUGGGGAACAUCGGCGAACAGGUGAAAACGGAGAGUCUGCAGCUGCUGCCGCCGCCUGAUUUACACGGCACUUACCUCGAGGAUCAGGCCCCAGAAUGCUUUCUGAUGGCGAGGGAGAGUCUGAACCUGGACACCUCAGGGCACAGGCAGCCUUGCAGGCUGAGGGAAGACCACUGCGCUGUGAAAUACGAAGUCGACAUCAUUCCCCACGAAGGCGGGGAGCGGAAGCAGAAGAAGAGGGAUCAGAACAAAACCGCCGCUCAUAGGUAUCGGCAGCGAAAAAGGGCGGAGCUAGAUUCCCUGGAGGAGCAGCUGCACUGCCUGGAGGGGAGGAACCGCGAGCUGCGAGACAAGGCCGAGUCGGUGGAACGCGAAAUCCAGUACGUCAAAGACCUGCUGAUCGAAGUUUACAAGGCGCGCAGCCAAAGGCUCAAGCAGGACACGACCGCGUAAACACAGCGCCGCUGCAAGUACACUCAGACCGGGCAAACGCCGGGAAAACGCGCAACUUCUUGUGUUUUUUUUCUGUUUCCUCGUGAACUGAAUGUUUCAUGUUGUUGAUUUUGUUUGAUGAGUUAUUAUUAUUUUUUUUUUCGUUGGUGUUUUAUAUGGUGCGGGGGCCACUGCAUGCUUUGCUGAUGUGAAUAGUUUUCUGAAUUUUAAAUCAGCACCUCAUCUGUUUUUUGGCACUAAAAUCACCCGAGCCUUCACUGUGGCGCUGCAAAUGCUUUACCUGACAAUCAUCUUUAACAGAUCUUCCUCUGAGUCUACUGAAUGAAUUGGGGUUAUAUGGGGGGGUGUAAUGUCAUUUAAACGGCAGGUUAUGUAUUUAUUAAUAGCCUUACAUUGAAAUUGAUGUCAGCAAUAGAAGCUAAUGAGUUUUUUUUCUAUUUAAUUAUUACUUUUGAAAUAAAGUUGCUGUAAGUUAUGGCAGUAGAAGGAUUAGUGAUUGUGUUUUUUGGUUUCUCUAACAAACAUUCCUGUAUUUUUUUUUUUUUUUUUUUUUCCCCGUUUUACUAAUUAGAACUUUUAAGUUUUAAAAUUUAAGAAAGAUCCAUCUUAAUGUAGCUCCAAGUACGGUAUUUAAGUUCACAAUAUUUCAAACUGUUUGCUCAAUUUCUCUAUUUACUAAACCGUUAAUUGUACCAGAUCAAACCACUGAAAUGUUCAAUUCAUUCUGCGCAAACCAGUGCAUCCACUAACUCUGCUUUAUAAAGUAAACUGACAUGUUUGAUGUGUGACGGCUGUAAAGUUUACUUUGCAAUAAAUAAAUCUGUUUUGCAGCUCAGGAUAAAUUGUCUGUCCUCCAGAUCUAUAAACAUCAGCAGAUUAAUCAUUGCAGGAGGUAACAGACUUGAAGCGUUUGGGUUUAUCUCUCUCUUUCUCUUCUGUAGGAUUUCACGUUUCCCUCUUGGAUAUAUAUAUUAAAAAAAAAAAGGUUUUAUAUUGGGGUGCAAACAUUGUAAUCAGUAGUGUUUUUAGCAGCCUUCCUCUGCAUGCUCUUGCUGUGUUCUCUAAGAAUCAGAUAUGAGGACUUUCUCCUUAAACUGCUUAAGGCAAUAAGUUUUAUAAGCCUCCAGCUGCACUAAUUUGUAACUUUUUAUAUGUUCAGGGAGUGGGGUGUGUGUUUUUUUGUUUCUUUUUUUUCUAGAAAAAAAAGGGAAAACCCCAAAAGGACCAGAUGUAGUUAUUUUUGAGCCUUGUGAAUAUUUUUGCGAUUCAUUUGCUAUGUAUAGAGAAACUGAUUUUGCACAUUUCUUUACCAAGCUUUUCUUUUAUUCUUUGCACAUUCCAUUUUCCGACAAUCACGUGUUGCUGUCUGCUUUUUUUUUUUUUUUUUUUGGCUCGACGCUCAUGAUGUUUUAACCCCCCCUGCGGUGUACUAUCAACAGAAAUAAGUUGAAACCAAAAAUACGGGCCGACAACUAAUUGUAUCUCCUUGUUAUUUUAAGGUCAUCCACCGAUGUACGUUUCUUUUUGUGUGGUGUAAACUAUUUCCAUUAAAAGAAAAAGAAAAAAAAAA
Molecule: messenger RNA, 3503 nt
Organism: Fundulus heteroclitus (mummichog)
Lineage: Eukaryota; Metazoa; Chordata; Actinopteri; Cyprinodontiformes; Fundulidae
Gene: atf5a
Product: activating transcription factor 5a
Exons: 4
Coding region: 425-1933 (502 amino acids)
Biological process (GO): regulation of transcription by RNA polymerase II
Cellular component (GO): nucleus
Molecular function (GO): DNA-binding transcription activator activity, RNA polymerase II-specific; RNA polymerase II transcription regulatory region sequence-specific DNA binding
Source: RefSeq, a predicted model, not a curated record